This is a messenger RNA of Amoebophrya sp. A25, 4062 nucleotides long. Lineage: Eukaryota; Dinophyceae; Syndiniales; Amoebophryaceae. The record is from the annotation of a GenBank genome assembly.
AGCACGACGUGGCUGCAGGUCAUCAUACAGAAGUAAGGAGUUUUUCUGUUUUCGUCGAAAGUCACGAAAGUGCGAGAUGACGAGAGCAUCAUCAACAUUCCCAACUAUAUUUUGCUUUCGUAUCGGAAUCUAUAUCGGAAGUGUUGAAUGCUUCUCCGUCCUUGGUUGAGUAUUGGAUAUCGGGAUGAACAAUCGGGAUUUCGAAAAACGUCCAAGAAAACUUGUAGAGACAGAGCGAAAGAAGACUCGACCCACAUCCUCAUAUCCUCUCUUCCCCAAACUCAUCAAUCGCCGUGCCCCUCAUAAUCGCGUUUCUUCAUCAGGUGACUCAUCCGUUAUCAACUACAUCACUUCAAUCUCAAAAUCUAAAUCCAAAAAAAUAGAAGUAUUCAUUAUAAGUAGAAAAUUUCAUUUGAUAGCAUCAUGGUAUCGACUUCCUUCGGGAGUGUCGCGAAGCCAGAAUGAGGUUGAUGUUGUCCUCUUGAAGAUGAAGCAUAAGACCACCAAUUGAACUAGAAGUUGUACAAUUAAAAGAAGAACUCAAUGCCUUCCAGCCAGGCGGGCUCCGCCACUUCCUCACGCUUGGCUGAAAAGCAGCGUGAGGAAUGGGCUUAUUUGGAACAACGUGCAGAGAAGAUCCGUACUGGUGAGAUCAUUAAGGCUACUGUUUCAGGAUGUCCUAAAAAGUCCUUAAAACCAUGAUCGGAUUAAAAACACCAUGGUUGAAUGAUCCUUGGCUCUUGCAUGUCCUUAACACCAUGGAUGAUCCAUGGAGGUUCUUCUUUUCCUAAUUGCAUUUCAACAUAAUCCUCAGCUGUCUUGCAUCUCCUCGUCGUCGUCCUUAACACCAAUAUUUAUACAUUUACAAAUAUCCCUGUCUGCUCUUCUUUUUCUACUUGAAAAAGAUAGAAUAAGAAUCCUUGCAACAUUCUCUUUUUCUACUUGAAAAAAAAGCACCCAAGCCCAAGGAUCAUGCUCCCAACGAACAAGAUGCCCAUCUUGCGGUAGCUCUAAGAUCAAGCCAGAACCUGGGAAUGAACUGGAUGCUCUUGCAGCUGUAGUCGCGAAGAAGCUACCGAAGCUGUACUAUGGAGGAAGCGCAGGCAAAGGAGAUGGUGGGGGUGAACAGGGAGAGUUAAGAUUGGUUGACCACUGUACGUAUGAUAAUUCAUACAACCUUGAUCACUGUUCCUAAUAUUCUAGAAAAGUCUGCUCAAGACACUUGCACCUCGUCCUCCCCUUACUUGAAACGUCCUGCUCUAAUGCAUGAUGACAAACUGACGAACGUUUCUACCUCACAUCUUCUAGCCAGCAAGGUGAUUGACGAUGACGAUGUGGGAUCCGAAGUCGGUUCUGCCGUCGGUUCUGCUGUAAGCGCAGCAUCAUACGUCUCAUCCUCGAUCACUGCAAGCAGUAUCGUUUCAUCAGUUAAGAUUCUCGUACAUCUACAUUAGUGAUUCAAAUCGUAUUGAUUGGUACAGCUGUUUGGUAGAGGAACAUCAACUUGGUAGAAGCAUCAUAAUAAAUUCUUCUGCUUGAGCACUCUUAGUUGAUAUUCAACUACGACUUACUAGACCUAGAGGUAGUUCUGCUUGCUCAGGAAUCCUGACAUAAUACCCUAAUAUAGAAACAAGAAGAAGAACACUAGCACAGCGCUAAUCCCGCUGUUCGUGCUCAGCCGACCGGUGGCGCACUCGGUGAUACUCUUGGUCUGAAGAAGAAGGACAAAAAGAAGAAGAAAGAGAAGCGCAGUAAGUCGGUCGGAGCAGGCAAUGCAGAAAUCCUGGAGGCUCUGCGCGAAAAGGCCCGCAAUGGAAGCUACGGGGCGCGUCGUGACGACUCUCACAUGAUCAAGGACGUCAUUUCGAAUGACGGGAGCUACGUCAGCGCUCCCAUCGUCUAUACCGAAGAAAACCCACCGCUAUUCGAUAAAUACUUCUUAAGGCUCUUGGAUUUUUGAAUGUAUAAGGCUUUGUUUCAUCUUCAACUACUAUUUGAACUACCUUCACCUUUACUCCUCCUCCUCCAACUCACCUUCACCAUCCUCCUCCACCUCCACCACACCCCGUUCAUUCCCUUUCUAUUCGAACAAGAUCAUGAAGAACGUAGGUCGAGCGCGACCACCACAAGAUGGAGUAAGGACAUUGGGGAAAUCCUUCACUUUGGACGAGCUCAUCGCGAAAAAAGGUGGCGUCCCGGAAAUGGCAAAGGAAAAAACAGACUACAAGCGGAACUAUCGUUUAAGAGAGCCAUUUUUGUCUGCUUUGUUUCAGCUGCCUCCAUUCUUUGGAUCAAAUUCAAAAAGAAGAUCAAGAUUACUACUUUACCCCGAAAAGUCCUCCUGUCUCAAUCACAUUCUAAUCUCUUUUCCCUUUGACACACGAUCUGACGUGGAUGUGGACCUGCGCAACCCUAUCAUCAAAGACCUAAAGGACGUCGUCGGCAAGAAGGGCAUUCUCGACGUUGCCCCGCACAAUACCAGUCUCAAUAUUAUGUUUGUUUGAGUUUUAGAUUUACUGUUUUUUUAGUGUUAAGUUAGGAAGGUCAUUAGAAGAGAUUGAUAAUUUCACUGUAUCGUCAGUCUAGAACAACAGCAUUACAUUUUAAAUGACACUUCACCUUGACACUCUUUGGAACGAGUUGCUCAUUUUAUUUUAUAUAAACUGCGUGUGGUGUCGUGUCGUGGUGGUACAACCAUUUUUUGGCUUCGGUCCCACUAGUAGAGCGACCUAUAGUGUUGCGUACUUAGCAUAUCACGAUCACUGACGAAGAAUAUCAAGAUCAAGAUCAAGAUCAACAGCGACGAGCUACACCAGGUAGAUGAUUUCAAUCUCUAACUGCCAAUCUUUCCUGAAAGCCGGAACGAGUGAGGUGAGCGCCAACGUGUACGGACACCAGUAUUUGCAUCCGAUGCCUUCAAUGGCGCCUAGGGUGUUUGGGGAGAAGCACGUGCCGUUUGACAAGCUCUUCAAAAAUCGGGUCAAGGUCAGACGUCCCAAAGACUACGAUUAAACGGAGAUAUAUCGUGAAGUGGACGAGGAGGAGUAGAGGCCUAUGUUUAUAAGUGUAGAUCCUCAUAUAAGUCUACCUCGUCCUGAGGAGGAAUGGGGACCUAGGACCUAGGAAACAGAGAAUCGUAAGGAGGAAUCAUGGGCGGGACCUAUAUUUUGGUUUAUUACUAGUCUAGGAGCUGGUAAGAGGUAUGUUGAGGUUUUUACGUUUCAGGGACUAAGGGUCCUCUUCUAGGUUUAGUAUGAAGAUGCAGCUGAUGAAGUAGGGAUGUUUCCUCUACUUCUCCUAGGACUAGAUAGUAGGCGACUACAGCAAAAGACCGACAGUCGCGGGAUCAGUCAAUAGGCGGUUGUUAUUAACAUUCCAAGCACAUUGACGAAUUUUGCACAGCAUCUUGUCAUCUCGUGAUUGUUUUCAAUUUCAUUUACCUUACGAAAAAACUAUAUGAGUCACAUUCAUUUUUAUUCCACUUUGAACACAAUUGGUAGUACUAGCAAACGAAAUCGAAAUUCAUCUCAGCUCCUCUUACGAAGUAUUGACCAUCAUGUUGAAUCAAAGAAAUUAUCGUUGUUCCCUUGAGAUUGAGUAUUCUGAAAAUGUCUAUGUUGUCAUAUAGUUCCACCUCCAGAUGUUGCUUGUGGGGAUCGAUCUCAUUUACAAACGACCGUGAAGCACAACCAUGAUCGGAUCUAGUUUUAGGAACGUUAAUGAGUCGUACAAGUACCACAUAAAAAUGAGCUUCAACAUCUGUUCAUCAUCACAUUUUCUCCCAAAAAAGAAUAGGACAGGCCGACCCCGACUAAAACGACUAAAUCACAUCCCAACCCCCUCAAGAGGACGAGCAGCACGAAGACAAAACUUAAUGAACAUCACUGUAUCCAGAAAAUGUGAAUGAACAUUGUAUAUGUAUCCACUUCUCUGCGGGAACCUGAGCUAGGGCUAUAACACAGCAGCACACGUGAGUCUUCCUAACAAGAAUGUGCAACAGGAGAGUGUGGCAGCAUGUGAAGCUCUUCACUGUAUACCAUUAUUAACGAGUGCCGAGCAGAU